GUGGCGCGCGCACACGGCUGAUCUGAUGACGUGGUGUCGUUCGCUCAGCUGCGCGAGAGGAUGGCGGACCAGAACAGGCAAAUCAAACUCGCUGCAGCUAAGAAAAAGCUGAAGGAGUUUCAGCAGAAGACGAUUCCAUCCACGGGAAGUGCCGGACCAAAGAAGAAGAGGAAGGUUAAAGGAGAUCAGACAGACGCUCCUGCUGACCGCCGCUCUCCAGAAAAUGUGAGUCAGAUUGAGAAUAUUCUCAAAGUUAUGGUGUCUGACCUUAGUCUGACUAAUGGAGUGUCUCAGCCUCCAUUUGUCAACAGCAGUCAGGAGCGUGUGGAUGUCUCGCAGGAGCUGGAGGAGGCCGGCGCUGAACACGUCUCUAACCCUGCUUCUGCUAUUAACACUGAUAACUCUGCACCGCAGAAUUAUCCAGCAGAUGCCAACGGCGAUGAACACCCCCUGGAAAACAACAGGCCGCUGUCGUCCACCGAAAGCCUCCGACAGCUCUCUCAGCAGCUCAACGGUCUGCUCUCUGAGUCAUCAACACACAUCAAUGGUGACAGCGAUCCACCCGCGGUCAAUGAGAAGGAGCUGGAGACUCGUAAUCAGGAGUUAUCCGCUGCUCUGGACUCCAGCGCUCUCACCAACACACAGCUCACGUCCAAACUGGAGACUCUGACGAAGCAGUCUCAGGAGCUCUCAGAUCAGCUGCAGAAGGAAAGGAAAGAGUUUGAGCAGAAGUUCACUAAGGAGCAGGGAGCGAUGCGAGAACAACUACAGGUCCACAUUCAGACCAUCGGCAUCCUGGUGUCUGAGAAAUCAGAGCUGCAGACGGCCCUGUCUUACACACAGCAGGCAGCGCGGCAGAAAGCAGCAGAGGCAGAGGAUCUGAGCUCGCGGCUGCAGGCCAGUAAGCAGCGAGUGUCUGAGUUAGAGAGAACACUAUCUUCAGUCUCUACACAGCAGAAGCAGCACGAGAGGCACAACAAAGAGCUGGAAAAGGAGAGAGACAGUCUACGGUUAGAGAUCAUCAGAUUUAAUAAUGUGAGUGAGGAGUCCAGGCAGCAGAGCUCUGAAUUAUCCGAGCAGCUGAAGCUGAGAGUGAAUGAAAACAGCGCUCUGAAACUGGAGCUGGAGGAUCUGCGCAAACGCCUGGAGAUGGCAGACGUCAUGCUGCAGCAGUUCUCCAGUCAGUCUGGUCCUCCAUCUGAACACCAGCAGCUUCAGCUCCUCCUGGAGGAAAAACACCAGUUAGAGAAUCACGCAACUCAGCUGAUGGAGUCGGUGGCUCAGCUGCAGGCGGAGAGAGAUCAGUACGCUGUACAGAUGCAGGAGGAUGGACGAGUGUGGAAGGACAAAACAGAGCAGCUCCUGUCUCAGGUGCGCUUGAUGUCAGAGGAGCGAGACAGCACUGCUGCUCAGAUUCUGGAGCUGCAGGAGAGGAUCAUGGAGCUGGAAAACACUGCAGCUGUGAUGAGCACAGAACAGGAGCCUCAGGCCUCGUCUCAGCUCUCAGGGCCCUCAGAGACUGAACUGGCCCUUCAGGAGACCCUCAGGAGUCUUCAGGAGGAGAGAGACGCUCUCAGUCUGCAGUUUCAGGCACAGGUGCGGGACAACGAGCAGCUGAGCCGUCUGGUGCAGGAACAGGAAGUGAAGCUGCAGGAGCUAGAGCGACAGGCUGAACGUGCCUCUGAAGACGCUCAGGAUCGCCUGCGGAUUCUGGAGGACGUUCAGAGCGAUAAAGCCACCAUCAGCAGAGCGCUGACCCAGAACCGAGAGCUCAAAGACCAGCUGGCCGAGCUGCAGAACGGCUUCGUCAAACUGACCAAUGAGAACAUGGAGCUGACCAGCGCUCUGCAGUCCGAGCAGCACGUGAAGAAGGAGAUCGCCCGCAAGAUGGGUCAGCUGCAGGAGGAUCUGCACAACGCCAAAGAGCAGCUGCUGGAGAGCUCGUCUGAACUGACGUCAGUGCAGGAGCAGCGGGAUCAGUAUCUGGCUCAUCUGCAGCAGUACAGCGCUGGAUAUCAGCAGCUGCUGGCGGAGCGAGAGCAUCUGCAGAAGCAGUUCCUGCAGCAGACGCAGCUGAUGGACCGGCUGCAGCACGACGAGGUGCAGGGCAAAGUGCAGCUGGAGCAGAGCCACAUGCAGCUGCAGGAGGUGCAGGAGAAGCUGAGCCGUCUGGUCCGAGACAACGAGGAGCUGAAAACGGAGGUGCAGGAGCUGCUGAACGGAUCCAUCAUGAACACAUCACACCGAGAUGAAGGUGAUGGGCUGGAGAGUCAGACACUCCCUGAGAGCUUCCAGAAAUCACAGAUUGCCAUACCUGAAGACUUUGAGAGCAGAGAAGAGAUGAAGGAGUUUAUCCACUCUGUGUUGUCGCGUGUGGAGGCGGAGCGAGAUGAAAUGAGCCGCCGGUUGGAGGAGGAGAGGAGAAUUCAUCAAGACACCCGGCAGCAGCUGACGGCCCUGAGCCACGAUCACCAUCAUCAUCAUCAUCACGAACCUCACAGCACGUGUGCAGAGACAGACGGCUCCGAGGGCGUCCCGGUGGAGGUGCACGAGGCUCUGCGAGUGGCGAUGGAGAAGCUGCAGGAGAGAUUCACUAAACUGAUGCAGGAGAAAGCAGAUCUGAAGGAGCGUCUGGAGGAGCUGGAGCACCGCUGCAUUCAGCUCUCCGGAGAAACUGACACUAUCGGUGAAUACAUCGCGCUGUAUCAGAACCAGAGAGCCAUCAUGAAGCAAAAGCACGUUGAAAAGGAGCAGUACAUUAACAUGCUGGCCAAAGACAAGGAGGAGAUGAAGACGAAGCUGGCGGAGCUGCAGGAUCUGGUGAUGCGUCUGGUGGGCGAGCGUAACGAGUGGUACAGCAGAUAUAUGAGCGCUGUGGGAAACCGGGAUCUGCUGAACUCUAAUGCGGAGCAGAUCCAUCCUGCAGAGAGACGCAUGGAGAUCAGCGGUGUGGACGCUCCAGCUGUUCUGGACAUGAGCACAGCAAUGGACGUGUCUUCAUCUCCUCAGUCCAGCACAGCAGAGAUUCAAUCCCAGAGUUCAGAACGGCCUGCAGCUGACCCAAUCUCCAGCCCGUCCCUGAGACCCCAAGAAGACGGGACAGCCCGCCAGAUCAUGCAGCUUCUCCAGGAGAUCCAGAAUCCUCAAUCCAGACCCGCUCCAUUCCUCGGAGAAAACCCCUGCAUCCCGUUCUUCUACCGGCCCGACGAGCACGACGAGGUCAAGAUCCUGGUGGUCUGAAUCCAGCAUUAUUAGGGACACAGACGUGCGUUUUCACUCAGUUUCUCUGGAUUUCUAGAGGAAUUCUGGACUUCUGAAGCUCUGUUUGGUUUGUGUGUCGAUUCAUACGGAUGCCAGCUCUUGCUGCUCUCGACUGAUUUGCAGAUUAGUUCACUUUAAGUGCAUUAGACAGAGUUUCCUGACAGAUCAGUGAUGAUUCAGAGCGGUAAGAUUCAUUGAUUCGGUCUGAAACGUUUGUUUAUUCAGUCUAAAUCAAUUCAUUUGUUUGAUUUGGAUCAAAUAUUUGUUUGGUUUGAAUCAUAUUCUUGCAUAGUCUGAAUCAAAUACUAGUUCAGUCUGAAUUGAUUGUCUAUAUGGUCUGAAUCAGUCGUUUGUUUGAUAUAAAUCAGAUAUUUGGUUCAGUCUGAAUCAAUUGUUUGGUUUGGUCUGAAUCAAAUGUUUGGUUUGGUCUGAAUCAAUUGGUUAUUUUAGUCUGGAGCAAAUGUUUGGUUUGGUCUGAAUCAAAUGUUUAGUUUGGUCUGAAUCAAUUGGUUAUUUUAGUCUGAAUCAAAUGUUUGGUUUGGUCUGAAUCAAUUGGUUAUUUUAGUCUGAAUCAAAUGUUUGGUUUGGUCUGAAUCAAUUGUUUGUUUUGUUCUGAAUCAAAUAUUUGGUUUGGUCUGAAUCAAAUGUUUGGUUUAUUCUGAAUCAAAUGUUUGGUUUUGUCUGAAUCAAAUAUUUGGUUUGUUCUGAAUCAAUUGUUUGUUCAGUCCAAAUCAAUUGGUUGUUUUUUUAUGAAUCAAAUAUUUGGUUUGGUCUGAAUCAAUUGGUUGUUUUAGUCUGAAUCAAAUGUUUGGUUUUGUCUGAGUCCAAUAUUUGGUUUGGUCUGAAUCAAUUGUUUGUUUUGUUCUGAAUCAAAUAUUUGUUUUGGUCUGAAUCAAAUGUUUGGUUUUGUCUGAAUCAAUUGUUUGUUCAGUCCAAUUUAAUUGUUUGUUUUGGUCUAAAUCAAGUGUCUGGUUUGGUCUGAAUCAAAUGAUUUGUUUUGGUCUGAAUCAAAUGUUUGAUUUGGUCUGAGUCAAGUAUUUUUUCCUGUCUGAAUCAAAUAUUUGUUCAGUCUGAAUCAAAUUUUUUCUUUGGCCUAAUUCAAUUGUUUUUUUAACUGAAUCAAAUGAUUGGUUUGGUCUGAUUCAGAUAUUUGUUCAGUCUGGAUCAAAUCUUUUUUUCUGUUUGAAUCUAAUAUUUGUUCCGGUAUGAAUCAACAAAUUUCUUCCAGUAUGAAUCAACUCUUUGUUCGCUCUGAAUGAAUUUGUUACGUAAUAAACUGGCACACUAACUAGGGCAUCGUGAUGAAGCAGCUCUGGACUAGGACGAUGAUAAGUGUUCAUGAUCAAGUGUUUGUUUGCUUGAAAGCAUGUAGGGCAGUGUUGAGAAAGUUCUGAAUCAGCUGAGUUGAGUGUUUAAUGGAUCACAUUGUAGGUUAGAAGCGAGUCUAAUGUGAGCUGAGGCUGGUUUUCAUUGAGCAUUAUUAUUUUUGGAGACGUGUAAUGACGUUAUGUUCCUCCCUGCAGACACACGAGCACCUUGUGUUUUCUUCCUCAGAUGUUGCCUAUUGUUUGUGUCGAACUCUAUGACGCCUGUAUUCGUCAGCUGAGAGUUUCCUGCGUCGUGAUUGGAUGAUGAGAAUGAAUGCGAGCUGUAUAUAAAUAUAUAUAUAUUAGAGAAAAUGGUUUGUAUAAUUCCUCUUACAUGAGCAGAGCUUGAGUUCAUCUCCAUUAAACAUCAGACACUUCACCGCAUUAUGGUUAUCGGUGAUUUUAGGAACACUUUCUAUGAAGAAACCCUUUUGUUAUGAUAAGUGAUGAGUUAUGCUUGGCUUACAAGAGUGUAAUGCAUUGCUUAAAGAGACAGUUCACCCAAAAAAAGACUGUAAUGCAUUUCUUUUUUCUGCUGAACACAAAAGAAGAUAUUUUGAAGAAUGUUAUUAUGAUAUUCAUCCACUUCCAUAGUAGGAAAAACAAAUACUAUGGUAGUCAAACAUUCUUCAAAAUAUCUUAACAUUUUUGGAAUUUUGAGUGUACUGUCCCUUUAAGAGCGUUUCAUUUAAAGUAUAUGCAUAUCAUAGUCUAUCACAUUUACAUAUUUUCCCAAAUGCAUUCAUUAUUAAUUAUGAAGUGCAUUGAUAUUCUGCUCUGGCUUCAUGGAAAGUGUUUGUGACUGGAAGAGAGUUGAUUGUUUACAUCUGAAGAAUACUGUAUAUCCGGUCUGCAGUACCGCGGUAUUUCACUGGGCUGUACUCCAAAGCACUUUUAUUAGCAUUGGCAUCUGUUAUUGGUCUUUCUUUGGUGCGCGGGCUUCAGUCAGGCGUGUGUGUGUGUGUGAGUGUGUUCAUGUAGAGGUGUAAAUAGUGUAUCUGUGUAUUAUACUGUAUAUUGACUGAAGGAUGAUGCUGGGGAGGCUGGAGGACGGCAGGUUUGUGUGCUUUCUUACUAUACAGCUGAACUAAAGCAGAAUUUAUUUAUUUGGGAUGAUGAUGAUGAUGAUGAUGAUUACACACUAAUGGGUUUUAAUUUCCACUGAUGUUGGAUCACAGCGAAUGAAGGAGUAAUAAUGACUAGUUUGAUUUUUUUUUCCUCCUAAAUAAAUCUGAUUGAGCAAAAUUG
Messenger RNA from Danio rerio (zebrafish), 5876 nucleotides. Lineage: Eukaryota; Metazoa; Chordata; Actinopteri; Cypriniformes; Danionidae. The record is from RefSeq and is a predicted model, not a curated record.